AUGUUCCCGCCAUCACAGGGCUUGCGUCUUGACAUUGAUGCCAUCAGUCAGAUCUUUGGAUCGAUCAGUAUCGCUUGUUGGAUAGUCGUGUUCUCGCCCCAGAUCAUUGAGAACUGGAAGAGAAGCUCAGCAGAUGGCUUAUCAGUCGUCUUCAUCGUAAUAUGGCUGGCUGGUGACUUCUUCAAUAUCAUUGGUGCGGUCUUGCAAGGUGUGCUGCCGACUAUGAUUAUCUUGGCUGUAUACUACACCUUUGCCGAUAUUGUGCUGCUUCUCCAAUGCUUUUGGUACAAGGGCUUCACACUGCGAGACGACUACAAGAAGCCCGGAGACGACUCAGACAGCACGACAACGUCAGCUUCAGAGCAGUCACCGCUCCUCUCAGCUCAACAGCAACCGUCAAACGGAUCACACGCCAAUGGCAACGGUAACGGAUAUGGAUUCGACAUUGCCCCACCUAGAAUCUCCGACAUCGACAGACGCUAUUCGUCAAACUCCCAAGGCUCAUUCCGCGAACGCUUCCUCUCGAUCGACGGCACGCAUCUCUCGCCCGUCACGCCACUGCACAACGACCCAGCCCAGACCGCUACCCCACCGCGCCCGCAGCCCGCUCAAUCCACCUUGCAAACAGUCCUCUUCAAUCUCGGCACCAUCCUCCUCGUCAUUGCCGCUGGCAUCUUCGGCUGGUAUCUCAGCGCCUCGCGCGCCCCACCGCCACAUCACAGCCACACGCCCUCGUCCGAAUCCACCCUGCACUUCAACCUCUGGGGCCAGAUCUCCGGCUACGUGUGCGCGCUGCUGUACCUCGGCUCGCGUGUGCCCCAACUCCUACUCAAUUACCGCCGCAAAUCCACCGAUGGCAUCAGCAUGCUGUUCUUCCUGUUUGCCUGCCUGGGCAACCUCACGUACGUGCUGAGUAUCCUCGUGUACAAGCCGCGGUGUGCCGGACACCAUGGGGCAUGUGCGGACGGCGAGGCCAGGCGCGUGUAUGGGAAGUAUGUGGCGGUGAACUUUAGCUGGCUGUUGGGAAGUUUCGGCACGUUGGUUUUGGAUGCGUGUGUGUUUGUGCAGUAUUUUAUGUAUAGGAGGGAUGAGGAGAGUGAUGGGGAGGAUGAGUAG
Molecule: messenger RNA, 1116 nt
Organism: Parastagonospora nodorum SN15
Lineage: Eukaryota; Fungi; Ascomycota; Dothideomycetes; Pleosporales; Phaeosphaeriaceae
Exons: 2
Coding region: 1-1116 (371 amino acids)
Biological process (GO): basic amino acid transmembrane export from vacuole
Cellular component (GO): fungal-type vacuole membrane
Source: RefSeq, a predicted model, not a curated record